AUGGUUGUGAUAUUACCUAUUGAAAUCAUCUCUAAAAUAUUUGACUAUUUUCCAACGAGAUUAUUAUGUAAAUAUUUUGUUGUUUCACGUAAAUUAAAUUGCGAGAUUAAAAAAAUAAUUGGGCAAAGGUUUAAUAAUGUUUUUUCAAAUUCUGAUAAACGUUUGUUGGUAUAUAUGUCAAGAUACGAUUUAAUUGAAUUAUCACAAGUUUAUUACGCAUUUGAUUUGGGAUUUAAAUCUUUAAACUCAGAAACGUUAAUAUCAAUCUUUACAUCAUCUGACCAAUCAUUCCAAAAGGAUCCUUUUUCAGUAUUAGGAUUAAAAUUACGUGGCGGGGGGGUAUUUAAUAAUAAACCAUUAAAUUCACCGAUAACAUAUUUGGGUUGGGGAGCAACGUCGGAAGAAAAAGAAGCAAGAAUUUACAUUUUUGAUUCAGAUAUUUCUCAUUCCAAUCAUAUUUCCCCAUGUUAUUAUGUAACUAAUGGGAGGUUACUAACACCUAUAGAUGGAUGUAAAUUAAAUAAAGGGUGGUGGAGUGCACCCCUUUUACAAAAGAACAAAAAAAUGAUGUCGAAAGCAGGAUUUCUUGGUAAAAAUGAACUUUAUGACAACGUAGGCAUUCCUUACGUGCUUGGUGAUUUGAAAUCCGUUUCCAUUAAAGCUGAUGUAUUAUUGGUUGCUUACGAAGAAAAGAAAAGAGAUAAAUCUAUUACGGGUGUAAAAUAUUUGGUAACGUCCGGCGGUGAAAAACAUUUAAGGCAAAAAAAUGGUUGUGUGAUUUGCUAG
Funneliformis mosseae is the source of this 786-nucleotide messenger RNA. The record is from the annotation of a GenBank genome assembly. Lineage: Eukaryota; Fungi; Glomeromycota; Glomeromycetes; Glomerales; Glomeraceae.